Messenger RNA from Eremomyces bilateralis CBS 781.70, 1470 nucleotides. RefSeq names its product homocitrate synthase. The transcript has 8 exons. Gene Ontology annotation, cellular component: mitochondrion. Lineage: Eukaryota; Fungi; Ascomycota; Dothideomycetes; Eremomycetales; Eremomycetaceae. Gene Ontology annotation, molecular function: homocitrate synthase activity. The record is from RefSeq and is a predicted model, not a curated record. The coding region runs from base 1 to 1470 and encodes 489 amino acids.
AUGUGCCCGACGGCGGAUCCCCCGGCCAAUGGCAACUCCAAUGGACAGACGAACGGUGCCAAUGGGAAGGCAAAUGGAGCCGACCACAAAGGAUAUACGGCCAUAGAAACAUCGCAAAAUCCGCAUCCGACACACAAGAACCCAUAUGCUCCGGUUGGAGACUUCCUCUCAAACGUCUCUCGAUUUAAAAUUAUCGAGUCCACACUGCGAGAGGGCGAGCAAUUCGCAAAUGCCUUCUUUGACACUGAAACCAAGAUCAAGAUCGCGAAGGCCCUGGAUGACUUCGGAGUCGACUACAUUGAACUGACGUCACCGGCGGCAAGCGAGCAAUCGCGCAAGGACUGCGAGGCCAUCUGCAAGCUCGGGCUUAAGGCUAAGGUCCUCACACACGUCCGAUGCCAUAUGGACGAUGCACGGAUAGCCGUAGAGACCGGUGUUGAUGGCGUGGACGUCGUCAUCGGCACCAGCAGCUAUCUCCGUGAGCACAGCCACGGCAAGGACAUGACCUACAUCAUCAACACCGCCAUCGAAGUCAUCAACUUCGUCAAGUCCAAGGGCCUGGAAAUCCGCUUCUCCUCCGAAGACUCCUUCCGCUCCGACCUCGUGGAUCUGCUGUCCGUCUACUCGGCCGUCAACAAGGUCGGUGUCAACCGCGUGGGUAUCGCCGAUACCGUCGGCUGCGCGACGCCGCGACAGGUGUACGAUCUCGUCCGAACCCUGCGAGGCGUCGUGUCGUGCGAUAUCGAGACGCAUUUCCACAACGACACCGGCUGUGCUAUCGCCAACGCCUACUGUGCUUUGGAGGCGGGCGCGACGCACGUCGAUACGAGUGUGAUCGGAAUUGGCGAACGGAAUGGCAUUACUCCAUUAGGAGGACUGAUGGCACGCAUGAUAGUCGCCGAUCACGACUACGUCACCUCCAAGUACAAGCUCCACAAGAUCAAGGAGAUCGAAGACAUGGUCGCCGAGGCGGUGGAGGUCAACAUCCCCUUCAACAACCCCAUCACCGGCUUCUGCGCCUUCACCCACAAGGCCGGCAUCCACGCCAAGGCCAUCCUCAACAACCCCUCCACCUACGAGAUCAUCAACCCCGCCGACUUCGGCAUGUCGCGCUACGUGCACUUCGCCUCGCGCCUGACCGGCUGGAACGCCAUCAAGUCGCGCGUCGAGCAGCUCGGCCUCUCCAUGACCGACGCCCAGGUCAAGGCCGUGACCGUUAAGAUCAAGGCCCUCGCCGACGUCCGGCCCAUCGCCAUCGACGAUGCCGACAGCGUCAUCCGCGCGUUCCACUUCAAUCUGUCCGCGGAGACGGAGCGGCCGCUGCUGCCGAACAUGACAGAGGAGGAGAUGGCGAAGCUGGAGGGUGCGGAGAAGGCGUUGAAUGAGGUGAAGAACAAGAGGGGGUUGGAUGAGGUGGAUCAGAUCGCGCUGGAGACGGCAGUGAAGAAGGUGAAGCAGGUGGCGGCAUGA